UUCCACAGUUUCUGCGUUUAGUCACAGAACAACAUACGUAAGCACUUGCGUCAUUUCAUUUUCUGACUACUACAUGUACAUAUGUAACACAGCAAUUCGGUGACUCGGUCCUCAAGCGCAAACAUCCUGACUGGCAAGUUCCAUCAUAUCAAAUCCAUUUAUCUCUGAGUCGCUAUGGGAUCUUCGACGCUUCUUGAGCUUCACUUUGUUUUGAUACCUUUAAUGGCCCCAGGUCAUCUUCUUCCCAUGGUGGACUUAGCUCGAUUAUUGGCACGGCGAAAUGUGAAGGUCACCAUAAUGACCUCGCCUCAGAACGCCAUUCGAGUUCAACCAAUCAUUGACAGAGAGAUCCAGUCUGGCUCAUCCAUCGCAGUUCAGCUUUUUCGAUUCCCAAAUUCUGAGGCUGGUUUACCAGAGCGGUGUGAGAGCUUAGACACUCUACCUUCCAUGGAUCUUCUGGUCAACUUUGCGAAAGCUUUGUGGAUGUUGCAGGAUACUGUUGAACAGCUCUUUGAAGAGCUUAGUCCUACUCCAACCUGCGUAAUAUUUGACAAAUACCUUCCAUUUGUAGCUGAUAUUGCCAAGAAACUCAAAGUUCCAGCAAUAUCAUUCGAUGGUACUAACUGUUUCACUCUAUUAUGUGAUCACAAUAUUCAUAAUUCUAAAGUCUAUGAGAGUGUCCCCAAAUCUGAACCUGUCGUUGUACCUGGGUUGCCCCACAGAAUUGUGUUUAAAAGAUCUCAGCUUCCACAGUGGUUUAAAGAUAACAGAGACCAAGAACUCGAUGCUUUCCAUGAGAAAAUGAGGGAAGCUGAAGAAGAAGCAUAUGGGGUGAUAGUGAAUAGCUUUGAAGAGUUGGAAGCACAAUAUGUGACGGAAAGUAAAAGAGUCAAAGGGAAAAAAGUUUGGUGUAUUGGUCCUGUCUCUCUCUCCAACAAGGACGACAUGGACAAGGCUCAGAGGGGCAAAACAGACUCAAACCAAGAAGACGACCGAUAUUUGAAGUGGCUUGAUUCAUGGCCUGCAAAAACUGUCAUCUACGUCUGCCUUGGAAGCUUAACCCGAGUGACACCAGCACAAUUAAUGGAGCUUGGUUUGGGACUAGAAGCUACAAAGAGACCGUUCAUUUGGGUGCUGAGAGAAUCACACAGAAGAGACGAAAUGGAGAAGCUACUGAAGGAAGAUGGAUUGGAGGAGAGAGUGAAAGCAAGAGCACUGAUAAUAAGAGGAUGGGUCCCUCAAGUUCUGAUACUGUCACACAAAGCAAUAGGAGCAUUCUUAACACACUGUGGAUGGAACUCAACACUUGAAGGGAUAUGUAAUGGGCUGCCAUUAAUAACCUUUCCUAGAUUUUCAGAUCAGUUUUAUAAUGAGAAGGUUGCAGUGCAGUUGCUGGAGAUAGGUGCAAGGUUGGGAGUUGAGAAUGCCGUUCAUUUUGGGGAGGACGAAGACAAUUACGGGAUUCAGGUGAAGAGGGAAAAAGUGAAGGAGGCAAUAGAGAAAGUGAUGGCUGAAGAAGAUGAAGAGAGUGAGAGCAUAAGAGAAAGAGCAAGGAACUAUGCAGAGAAAGCACACAAGGCUAUGGAGAAAGAUGGAUCUUCUUACCUUAACUUGUCACUGUUGAUUGAAGACAUAUACAAGACUACAUGUGAUAUAAGAGGUUGAAGAUAAUGGACAAAUUAAAGCUGAUGAUCAGCCACAAACUGAUGAUGAAACCAAACGAAAAAGAAGAACAACACUGUUCGUGGUCCAUGCAUGCAAUGAAAGUCACAACUCACAGGCUCAAUGAAAAUUCAUUUUGAUUUGAAGAUGAAGAUCAGAAUCGUACAGAGACAGAGACGUGUGGCCAAACUAGCUCAAGC
Molecule: messenger RNA, 1862 nt
Organism: Prosopis cineraria
Lineage: Eukaryota; Viridiplantae; Streptophyta; Magnoliopsida; Fabales; Fabaceae
Product: UDP-glycosyltransferase 73C4-like
Exons: 2
Coding region: 175-1665 (496 amino acids)
Molecular function (GO): UDP-glycosyltransferase activity
Source: RefSeq, a predicted model, not a curated record